UAGGAUACAGAAGGGAUUUAACCACAGUUCCCACAAUCUCCCGUUCUCUCCCACCACUGCAACAUGAAUCGAUAUCGAAUAGUGGAAGGCUUCAAAGAAAAAAAGAUAUUGAAGUAGCGGACUCACCUUCUCUUUGAUUCCACGAACUACUCUAAACAAGAGAAUUCGAAUUUUAUGAUCAGAAAUCACAGGUUAAUCUGUCGAGAAUGAGCGUGGAGCCCUUCAACAGACUGGUGAAGCUAGCGGCGCGGGCGUUUUACGAUGACAUAACUAUGAAAGGCGAUAACCAGCCGAAGACUGGGAGGAGCGAUAACAGAGGAAUGGCGGUGGUCAUCCUUGAUGCCCUCACAAGACGUCAGUGGGUUAGAGAAGAAGAUCUGGCAAAGGAUUUGAAAUUGCACUCGAAACAACUACGCCGCACUUUACGAUUUUUUGAAGAAGAAAAGCUUGUCACCAGGGAUCACAGGAGAGAGACAGCUAAAGGUGCAAAAAUUUUUAGUGCUGCAGUAGCUGCUACCAGUGAUGGCCAACAAACUGGGAAGGAGGGAGAAGAAAAGCAGAAGAUGCACACACACUCUUAUUGUUGUUUAGAUUAUGCACAGAUAUAUGAUGUUGUGAGGUACAGGUUGCAUCGUAUGAAGAAAAAAUUAAAAGAUGAAUUGGAGGACAGAAACACAGUUCAGGAAUAUAUAUGCCCUGAUUGUGGGAGAAGGUAUAAUGCUUUUGAUGCAAUGCGGCUGGUUUCCCCCAACGAUGAAUAUUUUCAUUGUGAAAAUUGCAAUGCUGAACUUGUUGCUGAGAGUGACAAAUUGGCUGCAGAAGAAAUGGGAGAUGGGGAUGAUAAUGCGAGGAGGAGAAAGCGUGAAAAGUUGAGGGAUAUGCUUCAAAAGAUGGAGGUACAACUAAAGCCAUUGAUGGAUCAACUUGCCAGAGUGAAGGACUUGCCUGUUCCUGAAUUUGGAAGUCUCCAGGCAUGGGAAGCUCGAGCAAAUGCUGCUGGACGUGCAGCUAAUGGUGAUUCUGGUGCUAAUGAUUCAUCUAAAUCAUCUCAAGGACAAGGUUAUGGUGGUACACCAAUGCCAUUUCUUGGUGAAACAAGGGUUGAAGUUGCUUUAUCUGGUGUUGAGGUCAAGGAAGAAGAUAGCAAGCCCGAUGCUGCAUCUACAUCUAUGAAAGUUUUGCCUCCUUGGAUGAUUAAGCAAGGAAUGAACCUUACAAAAGAACAACGUGGGGAGGUGAAGCAGGAACCAAAAGUUGAUCAUAAUUCAACACCUUCAGGAUUGUCUGAUGACAAGAAGUCAAAAGUUAAUGACAAAGAGGAUGAAAAGGACAUACAGGAUGCAUACAUUCAAGCUUAUUAUGCUGCAUUUAUCAAGAGGCAACAGGAGCAAGAAGCUGAAAAGAAGAAACAACAAGAAUUGGAGAAUGCAAGUAAUGCUCCUAAUGACAUAUCUUCUGAUCGUAAGGUUGGAAUGAAAUCAAAACGUCAAGAGGAUGAGAGGGAUGAUGAUGUUGAGUGGGAAGAGGCUCCAACUACAGGCACAAGUGAAACUCAUAAAUUAAAUGACUUGAACGUUCAAGCUGAUGCAUCUGGAGAUGAUGAGGAUGACAUAGACUGGGAGGAAGGUUAACAUGCUAUUGAUUAUUAUUCCAACAAGCUUUGUUAUGGAAGAUGGAUGUGAGGAGGUCUAGUUUUCUACAACUUGCAGUUUUAUGCUCUCAAAAUCUUCUAAUAUAUGCAGCUGUUGUAGCAUUAGAAGCUUUUCAGCCUGCCAUACAUUUGUGAACAGUGAUAUUUUGUCCUUGUUGCACGAGUUGCUUAUUUGUUGCUGAUCUGGGAAGAACUGAAACAGCAAGAUAUUGAUAAUGGACCUCCCAAUUUAUUUAAGAACAGCAAGAAACGAAUCCUGUACGCCACAUGAACAUUGUACCAAGUUUUGCAAGGUCUAUUCUGAAUCUCUGAUGAGUUCAUACAAUUGGGCCUUCCAAGAGAUGUAUAGGCCUCUGAGGAGGCACUUGAUCA
This is a messenger RNA of Nelumbo nucifera (sacred lotus), 2023 nucleotides long. RefSeq names its product Transcription factor TFIIE, alpha subunit. Lineage: Eukaryota; Viridiplantae; Streptophyta; Magnoliopsida; Proteales; Nelumbonaceae. Gene Ontology annotation, biological process: transcription initiation at RNA polymerase II promoter. Gene Ontology annotation, cellular component: transcription factor TFIIE complex. The record is from RefSeq and is a predicted model, not a curated record.